Penicillium cinerascens is the source of this 1632-nucleotide messenger RNA. RefSeq lists its product as uncharacterized. NCBI's taxonomy places the organism in Eukaryota, Fungi, Ascomycota, Eurotiomycetes, Eurotiales, Aspergillaceae. The transcript is spliced from 3 exons. The coding region runs from base 1 to 1632 and encodes 543 amino acids. The record is from RefSeq and is a predicted model, not a curated record.
AUGACGACGUGCCCGAGUCUCCACCCGAGCUCGUUUGCUCCCCGGCGGCGUACCCUCAAUUUACGUGAUGGCGCCCCCCCCAAAAAGCGAAGGGCGCGCCGCACCGAGCCAUGGACUGUUCUCAACAAUGUCAAUAACCCGGAUGCCAGCACGAGCACUGCCAGCAAGGCGCCCAAAAGAAGACACACCACCCAUCGCGCGAAUGUCUACGAUCUUCCAGUCUCCCCUUCGCCUGAACCUCAGCCUGAACCCGAGGUUGCACCCGAAACACCCAAAAGAACACUUCGCAGUGGCCUGAGAAGCCGCAAUGAACGCCGCUCGACGCCUGGGCCCGAUUUAUCUCAUGGUGAAGACGACCACGGCGGGUCAUCUGCGGAGGAUGCGCAGCCGGAUGAAGCUCCAGAGUUGAGCGAAGACGAGGCUAGCGCAGACGAAGACGAAAGCAACGAGCUUAUUGUCAAUGACGAGUCGGAGGAGUUAGGCAGCGAUCGUUCACCUGGAAACUUGAACCUCUUCUCCAGUGACCGCGACGCGAACAGUGACCAGAAUGACUCGCCUGACUCCCCAAACCCUUCUAUCCCAGAGACACCACCACCUCCACAAACCCAGCCAAAAAGCAAUCUUCCACCAAAUUUUUUUGAACAGUUUGAAAAUCCAUCCGAUCAUGAAAUGUCCGAUCAAGAUGAAAAUCAAGUUGAAAAGAGUCCCCAAGGCUCCAUUCAAGAGCUUCUUGAUAAUCAGCUCUCUGAAACACAGUUCUUUUCUCAAACACAAAAUGAAACCGAGGCUGACCGAAGCUACCGCCGUGAUCUGCGAAUCUGGUUCGACCAGGAGAUCAAGGAAUCUAAUUUGAAGAAUGAUUGGGAAACCAUAUUCGAAAACAGAAAAAGGUUCAGAAAGCAUGUCACGCGCCCUAUGCCAGACGUCUUGGAUGAUUCGCGAGAUAUCGUUGCGGAGCUUCAACAAACCUACAAACAGGUUGUAGCGGAGAGUUAUUUAUCAUCCGAUCUACAUAGGGAACUCCGAAAUCUCAAGGAUUCGUUAUAUGUGGAACUUUGGCGAUUGAGUGACGCCGCGAUGUGGAAGUCUGGAAACGAGGCAACCGCGUGGCAAAUCGAUCAAUUUCAAGCGCACAUUAUACCCAAAAUCAUCAAUCUGCUCCCUUCCAGCUUCAAGGUGUAUCGAACAUUGGGUUAUACAGCAAGUUCUCAACUCCAGGAUACCCUUUUCUUGCUGAUACAAUGCGGUCUUCGGAUUAAGGAUGUGGUCGCCUCGCGAUACCUGAUUAAGGAGGAUGGGUUUCAAAAUGCGUGUGAUUGGACUCGAGCCAUUCAUAUCCCGUUGAGGCAUAUUCUCAAGGAUCUCAAGCAGAGAAGGCCGACCGAGGAGUCCAAAAUCAUCCACGUUCGAUUGCAACAAGAGCAGACAUGGACCCGAGAGGAAGAAGAUACGCUUCUCAAUGGGCUGCAGCAAUACUCUGGAGAUAAUCGGUAUGUGUUGAUCAAGCGUCACCUGGGGCAUCAACUCCUUCGCCGGAGCCUUGGAGAUCUAAGGUCGCAGGCCAAGGAGCUUUCCAACAAAGCUCGUCAUUAUGGCGUUCUCGAUCAAUUUCCUUGGUUUGAGGACAUUUGA